AUGGCCCUGAUCUUGCAGACUUGUGUAUGGUUUAAGCUUUCACACUGUAACAGGAAGAUGGAAGUGAGUAAAGUGGAGCAGGUGCUCACAGCGUCAGGUGCUAAGAAGAAUUCAUCUGAAAAACAGGAUGCACAUUUUGGUCUCUUUUGCUGGAUGGGAUAAAGGUUUCCUGCUGUGCCCUUUGCCAGUCUUGCCUAUUCAAUUGUAAUCUUUGUGGACACAGUCACCUAUGGGUUUGGUUUGAGGCGGGAAUCUGAGCUGCGGCUUCUGGGUGCUACAUUGAGGAAACUAAUCUGGCAUCAUCUGUGAGCCGGUGUCUAGCUGAGGCUCGGGGAGCGAGUCUCCUCGCAGAUGAAAUACUCUGGGGGUGCGAAAAGAACUAUUUGCUCUUGCCUGCCACUGUGUCGAGCAAAGAUCGGCAUUUGGUUUGGCGCUCUGGGGAGGGAAUGUUUCGGACAAUGGCUCGCUGCUCUGCCGGGGGGGUUUGCAAACCGCUGCCCCAGUGGCAGAGCGGGAGCGGGGUUUACACAUCACCGCGUCGAUUUACAUGCGGGGGCGGUCGCGGAAGUUAAUCAGCUGAGGCUGCUCCGGCCGGCGUGUGCUCAGACUGGGUUGCUGGCGCCUGGUUGAUGGCUUGUGUCUGCAGGAGAAGAGAGGGGAGCCGACUCGAGCGUUUGCUGAAGAAACAGCCCUGAGCAGAGCCCUGGGAUUCUCCGUCCCUGGGUCUAUGGGACCCAAUCCUGCCCUGCUCAGGUUCAGGGUCCUGCUGGGGCAGGGAGACGCAGUGCACGGAGUGAGGGAUCUCUGGUACUAGGGAAUGACCAGAACUGACCCCGCUGUGCCCUGAACUCUUCUGAGUGUUACAUCUUCGCGUCUGCGCAGAACUGAAAGCCGCAGAGGGAGAGGAAUCGGCGUGACUCUCGCUACAGCCGGAGAGGAGCGGAUCAGAGGUGCUCAGAGCAACCUGUGUGCGUCAGCGGAGAGAUGGGGAAAACAGCAGAUUCAACUGAGCAGAGGCUGCAAAGAGAGAUGCUCCCCAUCUGUAAUGGGGACCCUGAGGCAGGAGGGGACACAGAAUCUGGAGAGAAUCCUCAACAAGAACAAUUAAUGGAGUUGUCAAGUAGCAAUGGAGAUGCAAGGAGAGGACAGGACCCAGGUUGUCUGUCUCCCUUCAGGAAUCCAUUAGUAUGGGGCACAGUUGCAGGUCUGGUCAUCCUCGUCAUUGGUUUGGGGGCAGCUCUGGCAGUGACAACAUCUGAGUCACAUGUGGCUGAUUUGGGGGUACGAGGAGAGACUGCCUGUCCCAAUGGCUGGGUCGUGUUCCAAGGGAAAUGUUACUAUUUCUCAGAGACCGAAGGGAACUGGACCUACAGCCGGAGCAACUGCUCCUCCCUCGGCGCCUCCCUGGCUGGGAUCGACACCCAGCAGGACAUGGACUUCAUGCUGCGCUACAGAGACCCCCGUGAUCACUGGUUCGGCCUCCAGAGGGAACAGGACCUCCGGCCCUGGAGGUGGGUGAACGGCACCGAAUUCAACAACUGGUUUCACAUCGGCGGGGGAGGGAAGUGCGCGUAUCUGAAGGAAGCAAAAGCCAUCAGCUCCUCGCGGUGCUCGAUGGAGAGACACUGGAUCUGCAGCAAACCCCACGUGUGUGCAAAGGUUUAGCACGGCACUGGGCAGGGGCUGAAGGCUCAGCCUGGAAGAGACAGGACAUUGUUGAUGCUGGCGGGCUCGGACAUUUUUCUGGCUAAUGAGAGCGUUCACAGCUAGGCUAGCGAGGACUAAACCAAAAAGCAUCUGAGAUGGGCCAGACCCUCCUACUUCAGGGCAUAAGCUCCCUGUCCUUGGGAGUAAACUUUCCCCUGUGGGCGAGUGAUCUCGUAACUGGCCAUUGGGUGUCCUGCCCUUUGCUCUGUGCUUCAGACAGGAGACUGGACUGGAUGAACUACGGUUCCUAAGCCAGCUGGUUCUCACCUGAGGCCUCUUCCUCUGGUACGUCUGGACACCAGGGCAGGCAAAUAAGGACCCAGCCCUGGGCCACCUUUCAGGGGGCAGAUUUGAUCUCAUCUUCCUGUUGAGCCACUCCAAAGCCACAGACCUGCCACCAGCCAUCACUUCCACAACCAGCACUUCCAGCUAUAAUAAAGCCGCCCGGUGUGUACACACUACAGCCUUGCUCCCACCAGUGUAAGUGCCCGACCUACUGCACUGACAUAACUUCACCUCGACGAGAGACGCAUAGCGUAUGUCCGUGUAGCUGGAGCAGCGGUUCUCAACCCGUGGGCCGCGUGUGGCCCAGGUUGCACACAGCUGCAGCCCAGAUCAGCUGUGUGCUAAAGGCUGGCCCGCGUGGCAGGGUCUGGGUUCCUGGCUGCCUGGUGCAGUGGGGUCCGUGGCCGCCGCCCAGCCCUGCAAGCUCUGGGGUCAGGGUCCAGGCUCCCUGCCCUGCCACCUGGCCCCUGCAGCCCAGGUAACACAUGCGGCCCACAAUGAUAAAUAAGUUGAGAACCACUAAGUUAGCGAUGCAGUGCCCAUGUAGACACGGCGUUACUUAUAUCCGCUUUCAGCUUUCAUUCUUGUCAAUUUCAUAGCUCUGGCAGGGAGCCAUGAAAUUGACAAAGGCUGGUAGCCUCCCUGCUGUGAACCUGUAUCUGGCUCCUAGCCAGGGAGGCAAGUGGGAGGGCUCCCUGCUCCUAGCCGUGGCGCUCUGCACCCUUCAAGUGGUGGCUAGCUCAGCUAGGGUUGACGAGCCUGCUACAGCCGUAGCUAAGAGCGCUGUGUCUUUUAGCUCACGCAUUGAGCUCAAGAGCUUACAGCCGCUGACAGCGUUACACUAGGCCAGAAGCAGCAUCCGUGCACCAGUGCUCUGGCCUGCUGUAGGCACUGACUGACGGGAUGUGCCUUGUUCUUCAGCCAGGGGCCAACAUAGGUCGACUUACGUUUGUAGUGCAGAUGUGCCCUUAGUCUCUCUCAGGCCUAGGAAUGUCUUGCAGGGCAGCAAUCCCUGCUCAAGAAUGACCCGAGACGAUACCAUGGGUCGUACCAGCCCCUCCACUGCUGAGGGGAGCGGGGAGAUGUAUCCUAGUUUUCCAAUUGAUCUAGUUGAACUAGAGCCUAAGUUACUGGGCCCAGCGCAGGAACCACUGAGUGAGUUUCUCUGGGCUGUGUUCUGCAGGUCAGGCCAGAUGGUCAUGAUGUUCCUUGUGACCUCGAAACCUCAGACAUUCUGUUUUGGGAUUAACCAGAAGCUGAGAGGUGGUUCUGGAUAACCAUGCAACCGUUUGAUAUCCUACCUCUGCACGUUACCAGCUGCUGCAGAAAGCAGGUCUCGUCUCGUGCUGCUGACGAUCUGAGACCAACCUGAAGUGCACCGAGUGGCCCAGAGGAUGGUUCUGUUGUGGGAGCGUUAUUUUUAUUUAUACGGGAUUGAAGGGCUCGAGCGCGCCUACCAGUGCGGGCUGCGCAGUGGUGAGCUUCCAGGGGAGAUUGGCAGGAAGCGGGUGACGCUGGCGUGCCAGGAGAACGAAGGCAGGAAUUGCAGAAAGGAAGCCGGGCACGAGGUACAAAGGGCCGAGCGAGGGCUGAUCCAGCAGCCAUGAAUGGACUAGUUAAGGACGGGGCAUUAGCCUCUGAGAUCUGAUGCAGCGAGUGAAUGCAGUGCGUUCUCCCUGCUCCCCCUCCGAGCUAUCUGUGUGUCUCCAAAGGGACAGUGAAUGGAUGAGCGUAAAGAACAUACCUGACGGUUACACAGUGGCACAGACAGCAAGAGGGAUGUUAACAGUGAAUGGUUACACCCCCUAUGGGGAGACAGCUUGGUAGCAACUUCCAAAUAAGUAGCAAAGCGGAGGCGUCUUAGUCUCUCUAGUUUCAGCGGGGAAGCCGUGUUAGUCUGUUUCAGCAAAAACAACGAGGAGUCCGGUGGCACCUUAAAGACUAACAAAUGUAUUUGGGCAUCAGCUUUCGUGGGGGUGGAACCCACUUCGUCAUGAGUCUCAUGUACAACUUGGAGCGUCCUUCGGACAGACCCCUUCUCGCCUGCACUAUGUCUGCUGUGACCGCCAGACUUUCCUAGAAAGCCAGAAUCAUUCCAGGCACCGACUGCGGCAGGUGCAAACUCUCCAGACGUGGUAUCUGUUUAUACCCAUCAUAAACACUGUCAUUGAGUGUUGCAUAGAGACAGGCUCGCUUUGUCUCGACUGUCUUACUGCUGAGCCACGGACUCCUCUUCCGUUUGUUUCUAGAUCUUUGUAAACUGUGAUUUCCUUAAUUAUGCUAUUUAGCACUGAGCCAUAUUUGUUUUUGGACGCUCUUUUUUGCACAGUCUUUAUACUAUGCUGUAAAUGAAGUAUGAGCAUUGGAGGUGGACUUGUAUUGCAAGGUAACGUAAUGGUAGUGUUAAGAUUAAUGAUGCCUGAAUCGUAGUUUUAUGCUGAGAGGUGUUGAUGGUUGCCCCAACCUCAUAGAGACUGACGGGCAUGAAUGCACCUUUCAAUUAACAUAACUGUCAGAAUAAGGUACAGGGAAACCCCGGUAUAACGCGCCCCGCGAUAACGCGAAUUCAGAUGUAACACGGUCAUAAGGUGGCUCCGGCUGCUCCCCCAAAAAAAGAAAAUGGGGGGGGGGGCCUGAGCACCGCUGAAGCGCAAAAAAGAAAAAAAGCGGCCAGAGCGCCGCCGAAGCACCCAGGGGCAGUGGUCAACUGGCGGCCCCCUGCGCCUCCCUGACGGUGUCCCCAGCAGAAGGUGGGGAGGGGGCAGGGGAAGCCCCCAGCACUCCAACCCAUCCCCGGCAGAAGCGCAGGGGGUGGCGGGGGAAGCCCGAGCACUGGGACCGCCCCCCCUACUGCGGCCCCGGGAGGCAGCCUCACAGCUUGGGGUUUGGGGGGGCACUCCCUACUGCGGCCUCAGGCUGUGAUGGGGGGACUGGGCAUUUCCGGUCUUGGGGUCGCAGUGGGGGGUGGGGAGCACAUAAGGUACGAAACGGGUUGAGGAGCUGCAGUGGGGGGGGGUGGAAUGGGGGGGACCCUGAGUGGCACCCCAGGGAAAGAGGAGAAAGGGGUGGAACUGUGGGUGGGGAGGAACCCGCAGCCCUGGAGCUCUCGGUCCCGGCAGGCAUAGGGCCGCGGCUUCUCUGCAAGCCGGAUAGGAGCCGUGGCCCCGCGCCUGCAGGGACAGAGAACAACAGGGCUGCGGGCACCGGUGCUCACUGUCCCUGGCAGGCGCGGGGCCGCAGCUCUCCCCUGCUGGGCACUGGGCACUAGGCGGCGCACAUUAAUGCACUGCCUUGGGGACCACUGAUGGGCUUGAAACCCCACUAUACCGCGACCUCGCAUUUAGCACGAUGUAAUUUUUUGGACCCCAAACAUGGCGGUAUAGCGGGGUUUCACUGUAAUUGCAAGCCCCCUGCCCACACACAGGGUAUGUAAGCCUAUCUGAGACUUUCGUACUGAAUGGGUGGCAGGGUUUUGCCAAUUUUUGGAGGGGUGGGUACAGAACACAGAACUACAGAGCUACACCGACAGCUGGAAGGAACAGCUGAACGCACGGCGUCUGAGCCCGGGGUGAGAUUUUGGGGUCAGACGUGCAGGCUGAAAAAUGUGUUCUUGGUGCUGUGAUCAAAAUAAGCGGUUUCCUAUUACCUGUUUUCUUCUGGGUCGAGGGAAACGGGUCCUUUGUAUGGUCUUUGUAAAUAAACAAACCUGCCUCAACUAAA
Molecule: messenger RNA, 5712 nt
Organism: Chrysemys picta bellii (western painted turtle)
Lineage: Eukaryota; Metazoa; Chordata; Testudines; Emydidae
Product: C-type lectin domain family 2 member D-like
Source: RefSeq, a predicted model, not a curated record